AUGGCUCUUCCAAUUCAGAACCUGAUGGAUAUGGGCAGUAUGGAUCACGGAUCAAGCAGCUCGAUGAAUGACAGCAGUGCUUCAUCCAUGUCCAUGAGCAUGGGCGAUGGAUGCAAGAUCUCCAUGCUCUGGAACUGGUAUACUGUCGAUACGUGUUUCUUAUCUGCCACAUGGCACAACAAGACCAGAGCGAUGUUUGCGGGAUCUGUCAUUGGCGUCUUCUUCUUGACCAUCGCUAUCGAGUUUGUCCGACGACUCGGUAGAGAGUUUGAUAGGCGAUUGGUAGCUGCAGCGAGGGUCAGAGCGAGUCUUGGGCAAUCGACUUCCGCUCCGAACUCUGAAGAUAACCUUAACAAGAAUCUGGGAUCGGCUGAAGGUACUUCUUUCGUGUACACCCCAACUUGGGGUCAUCAAGUCCUCCGAGGAUUGCUCUAUGGAUCACAGUUUGCAGCUGCAUUCCUAGUGAUGCUCCUUGGAAUGUACUACAACGGAUACAUGCUCUUCGCCAUAUUUCUCGGUCAAACCACAGGAUACAUCAUCUUUGGCAGAGACACUUGCACAUGCACCAUCGAUCACGUCACUACGGGUCAUUGCUGUUGA
Molecule: messenger RNA, 600 nt
Organism: Kockovaella imperatae
Lineage: Eukaryota; Fungi; Basidiomycota; Tremellomycetes; Tremellales; Cuniculitremaceae
Product: Ctr copper transporter family-domain-containing protein
Exons: 6
Coding region: 1-600 (199 amino acids)
Biological process (GO): copper ion transmembrane transport
Cellular component (GO): membrane
Molecular function (GO): copper ion transmembrane transporter activity
Source: RefSeq, a predicted model, not a curated record